Triticum dicoccoides is the source of this 3355-nucleotide messenger RNA. RefSeq names its product disease resistance protein RGA5-like. Gene Ontology annotation, molecular function: ADP binding. Gene Ontology annotation, biological process: defense response to other organism. Bases 440 to 3085 code for a protein of 881 amino acids. The record is from RefSeq and is a predicted model, not a curated record. The transcript is spliced from 3 exons. Lineage: Eukaryota; Viridiplantae; Streptophyta; Magnoliopsida; Poales; Poaceae.
CUUUUCCCCAGUCUCUUCUCACCCCUGGAUUCGCGGUGCACGCCCUGCGGGCGUCCGAGCUUCUCCUCGCCGGGCAAGGUGCCUGGGUUACUCCGCGGCGGAUCCAUCCGCUAGGGUUUCAGAUCGACUACGCGGACGAUAUUUUCCAGCUGAUUCAGAUCAGUUAAUCCGUUCUCUUUCAGGGUACACCGUCAGUUCGUUGGUUCGACUCUGCUAAUUAUCGAGAAAAAUCCAGCUUCCAUCAUACUCGCAUGUUGUCACCGCCCCCGGCACAGUGUCGAUUUGUAGCUUUUUCGGUGUACUGUACUAAUGCUUGGACAUUGCGGCUUACGUCGAUUUAUCCUCUUUUCAGGCUAUACAUUGACGACGCUCUCGGCGCAUUCUCACGACUUCAGCAGUUCAGCUCCACGCAGAAUCAACUCGCGAGCUCUCAGCUACCAUGUCCAUGGAGGCGGCUCUCGUGAGUGUGGCCACGGGGGUCCUCAAACCUGUCCUGGAGAAGCUGGCCACCUUGCUUGGCAACGAGUAUAAGCGAUUCAAGGGUGUGCGCAAAGAGAUCAAGUCUCUCAGUCAUGAGCUGGCUGCCAUGGAGGCUUUUCUCCUCAAGAUGUCCGACGUGGAGGAUCCCGACGUGCAGGAUAAGGUGUGGAUGAAUGAGGUGCGGGAGUUGUCCUAUGACAUGGAGGAUGCCAUCGAUGACUUCAUGCAAAACGUCGGUGACAAAGAUGAAAGGCCAGAUGGUUUCAUUGAGAAGAUCAAGAGCUCACUAGGGAAGUUGGGGAAGAUGAAGGCUCGUCGUCGAAUCGGCAGAGAGAUCCAGGAUCUGAAGAAACAGAUCCUUGAGGUGGGUGAGAGGAAUGAAAGGUACAAGAGUCGUGAGGCCUUCUCCAAGACCAUCAACGCAACCGUUGACCCUAGAGCUCUUGCUAUAUUUGAGCAUGCAUCGAAGCUUGUUGGAAUCGAUGAACCUAGGGCUGAGCUGAUCAGAUUGUUGACGGAUGACAAUGGGUGUGCGACAACACAACAUCAACCAAAGAUUGUCUCCAUCACUGGACCUGGAGGAAUGGGCAAAACAACUCUUGCAAACCAAGUGUAUCAAAAAAUCAAAGGGCAAUUCGAUUGUUGUGCCUUCCUAUCCGUGUCGCGAAGUCCAGACAUGAUGAAUAUCCUUAGGACCAUUCUUAGUGAAGUUAGCGGUCAACGUUAUUCUAACACGGAAGAAGGGAGUGUACAAAUACUCAUUACCAAGAUCAAUGACUUCCUACUAGAUAAAAGGUACUUUGUUGUUGUUGAUGAUAUAUGGGACAUGGAUACCUGGGAUAUUAUAAAAUGUGCAUUUCCUGCUACAAGUUCUACCAGUAGAAUAAUCACGACUACUCGUAUAAACAAUGUCGCUCAUUCAUGUUUAUCAUCAUUCAAUGGCCUUAUUUACAAUAUAAGUGCUCUUGGUAUGGUGCACUCCAGACAAUUAUUUCACAGAAGGUUAUUCAAGUCUGAUCAAGAUUGCCCUUCACACCUUCAAGAAAUUUCUGAGCAGAUAUUGAAAAAAUGCCAUGGGUUACCUUUGGCGAUCAUUGCUAUAUCUGGUUUGUUGGCUAACACAAAAAGAACAGAAGAUGUGUGGAAUCAAGUGAAAGAUUCAAUUGGCCGUGCACUUGAAAGGAAUCCUAGUGUCGAAGGAAUGAUGAAGAUAUUGUCACUUAGUUAUUUUGAUCUGCCUCCUUAUUUAAAAACUUGCCUCUUAUAUCUAAGUAUGUAUGUAGAAGAUUCUAUUAUUGAGAAGGAAAAUUUGAUACAAAGAUGGAUUUCUGAAGGAUUCAUUUAUAAAGAGGGAAGAUACACGGCAUAUGAGUUAGGAGAAAGGUGUUUUAAUGAACUACUCAACAGGGGUUUGAUCCAACCUGGGGCGACAAAUGCUUAUGGCAUAGUGCAGUGUUGUCGAGUUCAUGACACAAUUCUUGAUUUCAUCAUAUUCAAGUCCAUAGAAGAGAACUUUGUUACUUUACUUGGCGUUCCCAAUCCGACAAUUGGGAAAAAAAGCACUAUAGUUCGUCGACUCUGUGUACAAGGUGUCGAGGAAGGAAAUUCAGCAUUAUUGAUAGCAGAUCUCGUGUUUUCCCAUGUCCGAUCACUUACUAUGGUUGGAGGUCUGUUGGAAAUCCCUUCUUUGGAAGAGUUCAGACAUUUGCGUGUUCUUGACUUAAAUUAUUGCUCCAAAUUGGAAGAUCAUCAUCUUGAAAAUGUGGUGAGGUUGUUCCAGCUGAGGUACCUGAAUCUCAAAGGUACAAAAAUAAGCAAGCUCCCAAAACAAAUUGGUCGUUUAGAAUGCUUAGAGGUGCUGGACCUAAGAGGGACUUCUGUAAAGCAAUUACCUGCAUCUAUCGUGAAUCUCGGAAAAUUGAUGCAUCUACUUGUUGAUGAUAAUGUUCAAUUUCCUGAAGGGGUUGCAAAGAUGCAAGCACUGGAGACGUUGGAAUAUGUCAAUGCCUCCAUUCAGCCAUUAGAAUUCUUGUGCGGCCUUGGUCAACUAAUGAAUUUAAGGAAUCUGUGGCUUAUCCUUGAUUUCGAAUUUUAUUCUGACACUGAGGAUACAUUGAAGCGGAUGUUCUUGCCAUAUGUCCCACAUGUUCCGACAUGGGUGGGCUCCCUCAGAAACCUCCAACGGCUAUACAUUGAAGCGGUGAUAGUCAACCAUGACCAUCUCUGUAUGCUUGGGGCCUUACCCAGUCUGCUUUUUCUGCAUCUUGAGGAUGAAACAGAGUCAAACGAAAAGCUCAAAAUCAGUGGUGAAGUUGGGUUCCGAUUCUUGAAGAUUUUUAUUUAUGGUAGAUUUUUUGAACCAGUAGAUCUGAUGUUUGGGACAAGGUCCAUGCCAAAGCUUGAAAAACUAGAGCUUCAUGAGUUUCGCAUGGUUGAAGCUAACUCUCUCGGCUUUGGAAUUGAGAACCUCCCUUGCCUCACUAGUGUCAAAUGCACUGCCGUUGCUGGUGAUGAUGGCAUUGUUGAAGCCGUGAAGACUGCCAUGGAGAGAGCAGCCAGCACACAUCCCAACCACCCAAGUCUACUCUUUCAGAGAUUACGCUGAUACUUCAAAUUAACAAGCCAAAAACAGGGGAGUUGCUUCUGCUCGUGGUCCGGCCGGCCAACCGGUUCUCAAGUUUAAUACUAGUGUCUAGCUCGAUUCAUCUCUCUUUUUUUAUACAUUAUUCUCUCUGUCGGAUAAAAAUGUAAUAUGGAUAAUGAUACAAAAUUAUAGAAUUGGUUAAGACUGGUACUGUACUGCAUUUUCUGUAAUAAUCAGUCAUCCGUAUGUGUUGAAGGUUUAAUAUUAUCGCGUGACCAUUUCUAGCCAUCA